GGAACUUUGCUAUCGGAUAAAACAGAACAGCAGAAAGUUCACAGCUCGUCAAACUCUCAGAAUGAAUGGUACAGCGUAUUCCAACUUUGACAACCAAGAACAUGUCUUGAAAUUAGGAGAGACGUUUGAGAAACACCCCAAAAGCGGCUACCACACAGUGCGAUAUGACUUCAAACCAGCCUCCAUUGAUACAACGUGUGAAGGGGAGCUUGAAGUGGGCAAAGGAGAGCAAGUCACUAUUACUUUACCCAAUUUAGAGGGUUCAAGUGCUCCAGUAACAGUUUUCAAGGGAUCCAAGAGGCCGUACAUGAAAGAGUGCAUCCUUAUUGUGAACCAUGACACAGGAGAGUACAGACUAGAGAAACUCAACAGCAACAUAGCUGUGAAGAAGACCAGGGCUGAGGGCAGCAGUAAGAUCCAUUCUCGCCUGGAGCAGCAGACCAGUCGCCUGGGCCAGCAGAUGAAGAGUAACAACAACAGCAGCAGCAGUAACAGAACCUCAACCAGCUCCAAAAGUUCUCCCCCCAAAGAAAAGCAUCCAGCAUCACCCAUGGAUGACAUCGAGAGAGAGUUGAUGGCAGAGGCGCGGGUCAUGGACCAGAUGAGCAGCGACAGCUCCUCAGACUCCAACAGCUCCUCGUCCUCCAGCAGCGAGGACAGCUCCAGCAGCAGCGACUCUGAAGAUGAACGCACUUCUGCGCCGCAUCUGGCCCCGGCAAACCACAGUAUGCCUAUCCUCAACACCAGCAGCACACACAGCCGCCCCCAGGAGAGCGGAGGAGGACUCAUGAACACACUCAAGAAUGACCUCCAGCUGAGUGAAUCAGGCAGUGAAAGUGACUGAUCAACAUGAGGACAUCUGCCCACCUGUGGACAUCAGGGAGGUUUUCAGUGUGGAGUAAAGGAGCCCGGGGCAGACCUGUCAGUGUCUUGCUUCCUUUUUUUUUUUAUGUGGAACUGUCUUCUCUACAUAUCCACAAUUCUGCUAGCAAACAUAAUUUGUUUCUUCUGUGCCAAAAAAAACCUUCAAAUUUAAUAUCACCUUUGCUGCUUCUUGAUUAGUUCUAUUGUUUUGUGCAAAGAGUAUGUAUUUAUAUAAGUAUGUGAAAGUGAUGCCUUAGUUCAGAGAGACGCUGUGUGGUCGGUAUGAGAGAAGCAGUACAUUUUCAGAAACUUACUGUAAUGUUUCAUCUCACUGGAUGCAGAUGUGUGGUUAAACUGACCAAGCAUAUCAGAGGCAGGAUGACGGUGGUGUUCAUAUAGUGUAGAUGGAUGUUUCUGCCCAUUGAUCUCAAGUCUUAAACCACCACUGGAGUUUCUGCAUUUCAGCUCAGCAACAUUUGGAACUUAUGUCGUGUCUUAGGUCAGAUGUCGGCUGAUAGCUUCAGUUCAUUUUCAGCUGAAUUAAUUUUUGCAAUUUGUGCCGGGAGACAUCAAUUGAUCGUAACUGAAAUGAUUUAAAAAAAAAAAAAAAAAAAAAAAAAAAAAAGUUGGAUGAGCCAGACUGAAAUGACAGUCUUCUGCUUUUGUCUUAUAGAGUUAUUGUUAUGUUAGCUGUAUAGCGUUCUGCUUUGGAUUACUGAGACGCAGCCGCCGGACAACAAAAUCUUUUGAUUGAAAGCUGCAUUCAUUCAUUUAAUAAUAUCGACAUUAUCACCUUUAUGGCUGCAAAACAAGUCGCCUUUUCACACCUGCAAACACACAAGUGUGUAGGAGAUCACAUAAACUUGUUAGGAAACAAUCGGCUAUCUACACAUCCAGCUGUCAUGGAGCAACAUCAGCAUCCUAAUGAAUGUAAGUGACUCUCCUUUUAGCUCUGGUUUGGUCUCCACUAACUGAGAAAAAUAUCUGGUUCUUUAGUCGUUAAAGUCUGGACUGUGUAGCUAAUCGUUAACUUUGCCCGUCUGCCUCUUGGAGCAGGACAUGGAGUGUACAGUGGGUUUAUGCCUGCUGCAGCUGGAGAUGAAACUGGUGAGAGCGCGCCAGUGAACCAAACAGUAAAGUUUCAGGCUGGAAAACCAAAAACAACAAGCUAAAAAAAAAUAUCCUAAAACGCUCUGUUGAGCUGAUGGGAAUUGCAGACUCCGAUGAUAACGCUCUGUGGGUUUGUCACUAUGAGCGACACUUUCAUAUCACACUUAAUUAUUUGAUCCAUGGUUAACAUAGAAAUAUUGAAUAUUACAGUUUUAAGAAUGGAGACGUCUCUUUAACCUUUUGUUUAUCGUGAUAUUUCGUUAUGUGAGUGGGUGUGAUUUCUGGCAAAGUAGUGCACUAGUACUCAGUUGACUCAGCAAGGGUCCUGCUUUGUAGCUUUGAACCUGCAAUACUUGAAUCAAAUUAAUUAUUUAUAUUUCAAAAUAUACUCGACCAACGGUGAACUGCUUAAUAUAUUUUAUAUAUUUUAAUAGUCAAGCAAUUGGAAGUGCAAGUUAGUAUGAACUGUAUUGCAUAACAAGCCAGAUGCUUUGAUACUGCACCUCAAUGUGAGUCUUAUAGAACUUCAUGUGCCUUGAGUUAUUUGGCCAGUUAUAACACGAGGCCUUCUUGUUUUGUUACAAGCUCCAUAGCUGAGCGGUCUCAGUGUACAGGAAGCUGCUGUUUAUGUUUCAGCAUGUCUCUGGCAUCCUUGCUGACUGAGAGAGAGAGAGAGAGAGAGAGAGAGAGACUGAGAUAGAGAUCAGUUUAAGAAUUCUAUCAUAUGUUUAGCCUUAAAGAGAAUGGUGAUUUCAGUGCAUCAUUUGUAAACUAUGCAAGAGUCAUUUCUUUGUAGAAAAAUAAAGAUUUUAAUUGUU
Thunnus maccoyii (southern bluefin tuna) is the source of this 2792-nucleotide messenger RNA. It is a transcript of the gene eaf2, whose product is annotated as ELL associated factor 2. The coding region runs from base 62 to 844 and encodes 260 amino acids. The record is from RefSeq and is a predicted model, not a curated record. Gene Ontology annotation, cellular component: super elongation complex. Gene Ontology annotation, biological process: regulation of transcription elongation by RNA polymerase II; positive regulation of DNA-templated transcription. Gene Ontology annotation, molecular function: transcription elongation factor activity. The transcript has 6 exons. Lineage: Eukaryota; Metazoa; Chordata; Actinopteri; Scombriformes; Scombridae.